Cylas formicarius (sweet potato weevil) is the source of this 2183-nucleotide messenger RNA. RefSeq names its product protein arginine N-methyltransferase 7 (gene Art7). Gene Ontology annotation, molecular function: protein-arginine omega-N monomethyltransferase activity. Lineage: Eukaryota; Metazoa; Arthropoda; Insecta; Coleoptera; Brentidae. The record is from RefSeq and is a predicted model, not a curated record. Gene Ontology annotation, biological process: peptidyl-arginine methylation. The coding region runs from base 50 to 2143 and encodes 697 amino acids. The transcript has 4 exons.
GAAAACGAAGAAGAAAACCGCAACUAACCUAUCACGGUUGUUCAUUUAUAUGCCUGUUUUUUCAAAAAUUCUACGAAAAUAUUGGCAUCGCACCGCGUUCAGCAAUGUUUACUGCGUAGAUUUGAAGCCGGUAAUAGCCAUGAGUACUUUCGUGGAAAGAGUAAACCCCAUCACCGGCGCAAAAGGUUGGAUAAUGCUGGACGACGACUACGAUUUUCACCAGGAAGUCGCGAGAUCCGCGUUCGCGGAUAUGCUCCACGACACCGAACGCAACGAGGUGUACGAAAAAGCCCUAAAAGCGGCCAUAGAUAAAAUGCACGCGGCAGGUAAAAAGGCCAACGUUCUAGAUAUCGGGACAGGGACAGGUUUGUUGUCGAUGAUGGCGGCCAGGCACAACGCGGAUACUAUUACCGCCUGUGAGGCUUUCAAGCCAAUGAGCGAGUGCGCGAGAAAAAUUAUAAAGUGCAACGGGUUUGAAGGAAAGAUUAUGAUUAUUCCGAAACGCUCUACUGAAUUAACUGUCGGGGAAUCGGGAGAUCUCCAAAGAAAAUGCAAUAUAUUGGUAACUGAAGUGUUUGAUACAGAGCUGAUCGGAGAAGGUGCGCUUUCCACUUUUAGACAUGCUCACUUGCAUCUCCUCGACAAAGAUUGUCUCGUCGUUCCGACAUCUGCCACUAUUUUUGCCCAGGUUGUCGAGUGCCCGGCGGCUCGCGACUGGAACAAACCAAAGGACGUGUUUAACGACGAUCUCGACCUAUUAAUGAAAACGCCCGAGUCGGUCGUGACCUGCGCCGGUUCCGCUGCCGUCCACGACGUGCAGCUCAGCCAAUUGAGCCGUUUCAACGCUAUAACGUCCCCCGAACCGGUGCUGAGAUUCGAUUGGUCCGGUCGGACGCCGUUCGUCUACGACCGUUCCACGAUCACGAGCGCAGUAUCCCAGGCAGACGGUACCGCCCAGAUGGUGUUCAUGUGGUGGGAACUACAAAUGGACGCGGACAAUAGGCACGUUCUAAGCUGCGCCCCCACCUGGGCGCGUCGAGGGCAAGAGAAACCUGCGUGGCGCGACCAUUGGAUGCAAGCAAUAUACUAUUUGCCGCGAGAGGUCGCCGUACGAAAAGGACAGGAAAUCAACUUGAUCAGUUGUCACGACGAGUACUCUCUGUGGUUCAACGUCGCGACCGAUUUAAAAAUAAGCAAUAUUCAUUAUUCGAGACCCGUGUGCGAGUGCGGUCUUCACGUGGCCGCCUCGCGGACACGAAUCGGCCAAAUGAACGAUACGAAGCGCAACAAAAAAUACUUAAAGAUAUUGGAAAAGCACGUCGACUCGUCGAGCGUGGUGCUACUGCUGAGCGACGGCUUCUUCUUGGGUUUGGCGGCUUCGAAACUAGGCGCAAGGAAACUGUAUUGUUACGAAACGAAUAGAAUGCUGCGACCAAUUUGGAGGGAUUAUGUAAAAACCAACCAAAUGGGCAAUGUCGAAAUAUUGGCCGAGGACGACGACCCGGGCCGAAUCGCGUCGGAGGUCACUUUGGUUCUGGGCGAGCCUUAUUUCUCCAGCAGCAUCCUUCCGUGGGACAAUCUCUAUUUUUUGUAUUUGUUAAACAAGUUGAAGGGACGGUUGUCCGGUACCGUGAAAAUUUUUCCGCAAAAAUGUACGAUCAAAGGUGUACCGGUGCGUUUCGAGGACCUGUACAAAAUACGAGCGCCGCUGGGGCUGUGCGAAGGCUUCGACGUGAAACCGUUCGACGAUCUCAUAGAGGAGUCUAGCGGUAAAAGCGACGCCAACGUCGAACCCCAACCCCUGUGGGAAUACCCUUGUGUGGCGUUAGGGCCGGUAGUUGAAAUGGCCUCUAUAGACAUGCACCAUUUGGACCAACGAGAUAUCAAAUCAGUUGGUACCUUCGUCAUUACAGAAAAUGAAGAGUGCAAUGGCAUCGCGUUAUGGGUCGAGUGGCACAUCGAAUCGCCGACCGUUGUAAUUUCGACAGGACCGACUGAAGAGAUCGUAACAGGUCGUAAAAUAACCUGGGACGUGCAUACGAGGCAGGGGGUCAGCUUGUUUCCAAGCAAAACAGCAUCCUCCAUUCCUUACGAACUUAAAUUUAAGUUUGAAGAAGGAGACUUGAGUUUUGUUUUUUCGUGACUGUGAUUACGUGAAAUAAUCAUUAGGUUUUGCAAUAAAA